AUGACAGAGUCGCCAAUGGUCUCGAGUUCUUCGAGUCAGGCCCUCUUUCUCCAUCAACUCCAACAAAAACAUUUCAUGGACGAAUAUCUGCGACAGACAUACGGUCAGCAGAAGAGUGAUUUGAUGGAGACUUCAGAGCCCUCCUUUGGUGCCGAGAAUCAGACCGAGAACAAGAUCAAAUUGGAAAGUCAGACCGAGGAAGAGGCCUCGGCCAUCUGGUAUGUCAAGAAUAUUAGGCCAAAGGGGGUCAGAGAACGUUGUGUGGGGGCGGCGAUGACGUUCUAGACGUACUUUUUGUGUGUUUGCCGAGCUCUUCAAAUGUCAGGCAUUCAUUCGUUUGGCCCGAGUUUAGUCACAUGUCUCGCAAAACAAUACUCCGAACAGUGAUCGCUUGGUCUUUUGUUGUCGGAGGCCUGCAAAAGGCCGCUCAUACAGCUGUUUCUGCCCGAUUACGUCAUUGUGACAUAAUUAAUUUAAUUUUAAAACUUGUGUUGAGACCCUCCGGCCGUGCAAGAUGGCCUUGACUAAAUCAGCUAGAAUACGGUAACAACCAGAGAGGAAAGACCUUGACUGAUAAGGAGACAGUGAUAGGGGAAGGUCAGAAACCAAACGCAUCGCAUCUCACACAAAGAAUUAUGCAUUAGACCCACAUUUUGGACGGGUUCCAGUCCCGUAGUCUGUGGACCCUAUAAGACCACUAGAGAGAGAGUGUGCGGAGUGAGGGGAGGGCAGAGAAAACGGAACAUUCCUUAAAUUGAACUCUUUCCGUUUCAGCAGUGUGUGCAACGAUGAGGCCAGUGGAAGACAUUAUGGGGCAUUCACUUGUUUUGGCUGCAAAGGCUUCUUCAGGUGAGUCAUCCAUCCACAUCAGACUUCAAUAAAAAAUUGCAGGCGAACAGUCAGAGCAAACAAAGUUUACACCUGCCGGUAUGAAAAACAGUGCCAAAUCGAUAAAGGUACGCAUUACAGAGUGAAAUCAUGAACUAUCACCUCAAACAGCAUUCUGAAUAAUACUUUCCUCCUUUCAGUAGGCCGAAAUAUCUGCCGUUCGUGCCGUUUCCGGAAAUGUCUGGAAGUUGGAAUGGAGCCAGACGGUAAGGAUGCUCUCGGAAUAUUAGAAUAUCUGUUUACAGCCAUCCGACCGGACCGCGACAAGACUGGAAGACAGAAGAAUCCUCGGAAAUCGACCACUUCCAUGUCAUCUUCGAAGAGUUUCCAUGACAUCGAAGAAGAUCAAGACCGCAAAUCCCCUGAUUCCACAUCUUCUGGAAGCAUCGAUGACAAUCUCAGAUCUCAUUGUGAAACGAUGGCCCCGUCGUCGGUCGCUCUGGCUCAGCGGGACCUUGUCUUGGGGACCCUUCUUCAGAUCGAAAACAUCUGCGCCGAGAUCACUGAUGAUCCCAAACUUCAAUCAUCGCCUCAGGGCUUCAACGAGCUUCAUGAUAUUGUGUUGCGGCCGUCUCUGCUCGGCGAGAGGACUCCAGUAAGUCCAAUCUUCUUACUGAUUCCAUUAAUGUUUUAUGUCAGCUGACAUUGUUUUUUGUAUAUGUUUAUGUGCUUGAUGAGUAAUGUCUGAUCUUCAGCUGGACUACGAGGCCCGAUCUCCCGUCUCCGAUGCGGAUGCACUCUGCGGAGGCCUUCGACGUCUGGUUAUCAUGGCCAUAGAUUACGUAAACACCUUGAAGCCGAUCGCGGACAUUUGCGUGGAAGAAAAGGUGAGAGAUUACUCUCUGGAUACGGGGGAUUAAUCGGGAUGUAUGAGUGGUCGGCGUCAGGAGACCGAGAUGGAGAUGAUCCUGUCUCGUGUUUCAUAAAUUGGUUCCUUUUGGGCUUAAUUCGCACUUUUGAAUGGAAAACAGGGCCGACGUCAGUCACGGGCCAAGACAAACAACUACGGUGGGACUUCUGAAGCCUUGGCCGUUGUUGGGCUGCGGCCAUCUCCUCUCCCCCUUUCCCUUCCUUUUCGAGCGGGUCUGGGGUUUUUCGAGACUAUAGUCGAGACUGAAAACAGCUACUACGGCUAUAGUUAAAUACACUUUUCUCUCACUUCUCCGAGCAUUUCUGGGCAAAGGCCAGCCGCGGAGUCUGCUCUUUGGUCCCGACCCACAAGGUUGUUUUCGGCCAGAGGUUUUUGUGCGUCUCCCCUCGUCCUCUCUCGACUGGAGACCCCAUACUUCCGGGAAAAGGGCCGGAGGGUCUCGUGGUAUGCUUCGUUUUUGCUGUAGAAACAAAUAAAACCAAAAAGGGAGUAAGAGAGUACGGGGACGGGAUUGACGUCAGCGUUCCCCUUUUUGGACUCAACAAAACAUGCAGCCGUACGUUACGGCCCCCAAUCGAAUAUAAAUAAAAUAUGGAUCAAGUGAAGUAUAAAUACCACACAUCAUGACUAGUCUCUGUAAUCCUCCAGACAUAUCGCAAACAAGAUAUUUACAUUCAUAAACAUCGAUUUCAGAUCAUCCUCGUCCGAUCUUUCGUCGCCAGUUUCAUCGUUCUGACCACGAUUCAGAAAAAUGUCACGGAAGGAAACAUGGAGAAACUAUUGCUCCCGAAUGGGCUUUACAUCGAUUCUUCAACUUCAAUGAGUUCCUUGUUUAGCGACUGUCAAAAAGACAUAACCUGGCUGGAUCUCAAAUUCAAGGUCAUCAGAGAUACCAUCAUUGAGAAACUGAACUUCGCCUUCGAGAGAUUGUGCCUGGUAGACCAAGAGAUCGUGUGUUUGAAGGCUUUAAUGGCACUGGAUCCAAAUGUUUAUGGACUCUCCGAAGGGACGGCCAAGGUUUUGAACAUCGCUAGAGAAUCCGUUCAGAACGCUCUUUAUCUGUAUCUGGCCGAGAGAUAUCCCAUCAAUGAAGCCGUUGACAGAUUCGGAAAAAUCCUGAUGCUACUUCCCAACGUUUCAGUAAGUAUUUUAUUAAAAAACAUUCGUUAUGCAACGACGAUAUAAUCAUGCUCUUUCCUGAAUUUUGAAUAACACGUUAAUGAUGAUAUUUGCAGAAGACCGGAGCUCUGUUGUCCACGACUCUCCAGUUGGGCCGGGAUCUUCGACCGGACGCCAAACUGUUGGACCUCUUCUCGGUAUAA
This is a messenger RNA of Bursaphelenchus xylophilus (pine wood nematode), 3081 nucleotides long. The record is from the annotation of a GenBank genome assembly. Lineage: Eukaryota; Metazoa; Nematoda; Chromadorea; Rhabditida; Aphelenchoididae.